CAUCUUCUUCGCCCCUCCUCUCGAGUUUCAUCGUAAAGAAAUAUGCCUAGGUAUGAUGACCGACGCGGUGGCACUCGUUUGUAUGUUGGUCAUUUGUCUUCAAGGACAAGAUCACGUGAUCUAGAGGACAUGUUUAGCAGAUAUGGGAGGUCUGUUGGCUUUUGCCUAACCUGGAGGUCUAUGGUGAGAGGGUGACCUUGGUGGAUUUGGCGUGUCUUUCUAUAGUGUUAUUGCGUGUUUUUAGCGAAAUGGCAACAAUCUCAAAAGUGGUGUUUUUGGUUCAUCUGUAAGGGGCGAACUAUCAACCCUUCAAUAAUUGUGUCAUGAUGGCCUUACUGUUUCUGGCACCCGUUUACGCAGAGUACGUGAUGUGGAUAUGAAGCGUGACUAUGCAUUUGUUGAAUUCAGUGAUCCUAGAGAUGCCGAUGAUGCAAGAUAUGCAUUGAAUGGUCGAGACAUGGAUGGAAGCCGGAUGAUUGUUGAAUUUGCCAAAGGAGUGCCCCGUGGUUCAGGUGGAUCUCGAGAUUACCCUGGAAGAGGUCCCACUCCUGGGUCAGGACGCUGCUUCAACUGUGGAAUUGAUGGUCAUUGGGCUCGUGAUUGCAAAGCCGGGGAUUGGAAGAAUAAGUGUUACCGCUGUGGAGAACGAGGCCAUAUAGAAAGAAAUUGUCAAAACAGUCCAAAGAAACUAAGCCGCAGACCACGCAGUUACUCUCGCUCACCUAGCCCCUACCGUGGUAGAAGCAGAAGCCGCAGUUACAGCAGGGGACGCAGCGACAGUAGAUCAAGAUCACCUGUGAAGAGAGACCGAAGUUACGAGCGCGAGGAUAGAAUAUCAAGGAGCCCUAAGCGCCACAAGGGUUCUCCAUCACCAUCUCAAGGGAGGAAGCAUAGUCCAGCACCCGAUGAAAGAAGGCCCCAAGAGGGGGGUGGUCCUUCCCCAAAGGACCGCAGGCAUGCGAAUGGUUCGGAUUAUAGUGCAAGUCCUAGGGGAAGGAGCAGAAGCCCCGAUGCUGAUGCUGGGGCUGAGGAUGGGGCUUAUAGGAGCUCUAGGAAGGAAAAUGGCCACAGCCGCAGCCUUAGUCCACCCCCUAGGGAUGACAGGAGCCCUGUUUACGAUGAUGAUGAUGAUGAUGAUAAUCAUGCGUCUACCAGACGCGGUGAAUCAAAUUAAGGCAGGCGGUGGUUCAAAUUGGCAAGUUUUAGGGACAUUGUGUGUUUUCGCAACAACUUUGAAUUUUUGUUUUAUAUAUUGAUGGAUAUUUAAGGUGGUGUUAAAGACUAUAUGGAUUCAUCUUUUUUA
Messenger RNA from Gossypium raimondii (Peruvian cotton), 1303 nucleotides. Its product is annotated as serine/arginine-rich splicing factor RS2Z32. The record is from RefSeq and is a predicted model, not a curated record. Gene Ontology annotation, biological process: mRNA splicing, via spliceosome. Gene Ontology annotation, molecular function: zinc ion binding; mRNA binding. Lineage: Eukaryota; Viridiplantae; Streptophyta; Magnoliopsida; Malvales; Malvaceae. Gene Ontology annotation, cellular component: nuclear speck. The transcript has 7 exons. The coding region runs from base 377 to 1174 and encodes 265 amino acids.